Podarcis lilfordi (Lilford's wall lizard) is the source of this 297-nucleotide messenger RNA. The record is from the annotation of a GenBank genome assembly. Lineage: Eukaryota; Metazoa; Chordata; Lepidosauria; Squamata; Lacertidae.
AUGCGGCCGGACCCCUUUCAGCCCAUCAGCAUGCAGCAGAGGCUCUUUGACAGAAGGCUGGUAGGAGGUUUCCGUCUGGCUGGAAAUGGGGAUGGAGGAGGAGGAGGAGCGAUACAGCGCUUUGGACACGUUUUCCUCAAUUGGAAAGGCGGGGAAAGAGCUCUCAGGGAACGCAGCAAGGAGAUGUUGCAGGCUGCACCAGCAUGGUUCAAGGAGAUGAAUGCACAAUGCCGGAUAUUCUGGGAAUCCUACGAAGAUGGAGAAAGCAUUUCUGGGUCUCUGGCUACUCCUCUGUGA